Molecule: messenger RNA, 1583 nt
Organism: Capsicum annuum
Lineage: Eukaryota; Viridiplantae; Streptophyta; Magnoliopsida; Solanales; Solanaceae
Product: sufE-like protein 1, chloroplastic/mitochondrial
Exons: 2
Coding region: 24-1295 (423 amino acids)
Source: RefSeq, a predicted model, not a curated record
CUUCUUCUUUUUUUUUUCUCAAAAUGGGGAGGGAUUUAUACAUUAUCGGCUUUUUGUCCUCUGGAAUCUUCCGUUCGUCGCCAUUUCAAUUGCUCCAUUAUUUUCAAUCCAUGUCUAUUUCCACCAAAAUUCCUCACCUUCUUCUUCACUACCCUAAUUCACCAUCCCUUAAAACCUUAAAAUCCCCUAAAUUAACCUUCUCUAGAUCCAUUACCAUUGAAAAAAUUUCAACAAAAUCAGUUUCUGCUUCUUCUUCUUCUUCUUCUUCACAAUCUCUGCAACCCAUUGAAGAAUUCCCACCAAAGCUUCAAGAAAUCAUCAAGCUCUUUCAAUCUGUUGAGCAGCCAAAAGCUAAAUACGAACAGCUCUUGUUUUACGGCAAGAAUUUAAAGCCGCUUGAUUCCAAAUACAAGACGAGUGAAAACAAGGUUCAGGGUUGUGUUUCACAGGUUUGGGUUAGAGCGUAUUUUGAUUCGGAGAGAAGAAGGGUUUUCUUUGAGGCUGAUUCUGAUUCGGUACUCACUAAAGGUCUUGCUGCUUUGUUAGUUCAGGGACUUUCAGGUAGAUCGGUAGAAGAAAUCGUAAAAGUUUCCCCUGAUUUUGCUGUACUUUUAGGGUUGCAACAAAGCUUAACUCCGUCUAGGAAUAAUGGGUUUUUGAAUAUGUUGGAGUUAAUGCAGAAAAAAGCUCUUCAGUUGUACGUUGAAGCUGAAGAAGGCGAGAGCGAAAUAUCAACUGCUGCUGCCUCCUCGACUGAGGGUUCAUCCAAUGGUGUUAAUGGAAAUGUUGAGUCUGUAGCUAUUGGUGACAUCAGUGCAAGUGUUGGUGGCGGUGAUGAUGAUGGGGGUGUUUUGAAGAGUAGAGGGAUGAGAAUUAAGGAGAAAUUGGAGAAGGAACUUAGGCCUAUUGAAUUACAAGUUGAAGAUGUAUCGUAUCAGCAUGCUGGACACGCGGGGAUUAGAGGCAGUGAUGAUGGAGAGACACACUUUAAUUUAAAAGUGGUGUCCGAUGAAUUUGAAGGGAAGAGUUUGGUUAAGAGGCAUAGGAUGAUUUAUGGAUUACUACAAGACGAGUUGCAGAGUGGACUGCACGCAUUGUCAAUUGAGGCAAAGACACCGUCUGAAUUUGAUCAUACAAUGGUAAGUUCGACUCUUGGGAGCCACCUAAGUUGCACGGACUCUUCACUUUUGAUGCCGCACCCGUGUCACACAGGAACCGACAUGCACCUGUUAACAUUGUUGAAGAGUCCGAGCAACAUAGGGAGCCACUUAUGGAGCAAGUUGACAGAUUAUUGAUGUUUUUCUUCUAGACUUUUGGAAACUUCCAGUGCUUCUUCUGAUUAUUAUUUGUAACAGUUCUACUAAUCAGUAAGGUGAAGAUAUACUAUGAAUUUUAUCCUUUCAAUGGACACUAGAAUUUAGGACCUUGGUACUCUACCGAUACACCUUUGUGGUUGGGCCCUUCCCCGGACACCGCGCAUAGCGGUAGCUAUAGUGCACCGAGCUGCCCUUUUUGGUACUCUACCACGACAUCGUCUGAAAUGUUCUCUUCCUCUUCAUGUUUUAUAUGAAAUCCAUACAUUA